This is a messenger RNA of Xiphophorus hellerii (green swordtail), 1516 nucleotides long. RefSeq names its product 5-hydroxytryptamine receptor 3E-like. Gene Ontology annotation, cellular component: membrane. The coding region runs from base 115 to 909 and encodes 264 amino acids. The record is from RefSeq and is a predicted model, not a curated record. Gene Ontology annotation, molecular function: monoatomic ion channel activity; transmembrane signaling receptor activity. The transcript has 3 exons. Gene Ontology annotation, biological process: monoatomic ion transmembrane transport. NCBI's taxonomy places the organism in Eukaryota, Metazoa, Chordata, Actinopteri, Cyprinodontiformes, Poeciliidae.
ACUAAUGAUUUUCCAUGCAGAGAAUCACAAAAAUAAUUGCAACAUCCUGGAGGAACUGAUUAGAUUAAAAAUGUUACUUUUCACCACAAAGUUGUUUCCACAGUUUUACUGAUUAUGAUUUUUUUGUGUGCUCUUUCUAUUGACAGUAAAGUUUUGUAUCUGUCUCAGAUUUACUGUCUGCUUACAUGCAUUAUUCUGCUGCAGGUCUCUGUUCGGCGCCACUCCACCAUGUAUGUGGUGAACCUCCUGAUCCCCAGCUGCUUCCUCAUCACUGUGGAUCUCUUCAGCUUCAUCCUGCCCAUCCAAAACAUUGACCGGUCCUUGUUCAAGAUGACCCUCAUCCUGGGCUACACAGUCUUCCUGCUUAGCACCAAUGACCUGCUCCCUAUCACUGGAAACACCAUCCCUCUCAUCAAUGUGUUCCUGUCUCUCUGUCUGACUAUGAUGGUUACCAGUCUGAUGGAGACCAUCUUCAUCACCAAUCUUCUGCGGGGCUCGACUCACUACGCUGCUCCUCCUCUUUGGCUGAAGGUGUUUGUUCUUCGCUUCUUGGGUCAACUUGUGGGGCUUCCACCAAAGCCUGAGCCACAAGAAGACCUGGUGUUUAAGAAUCCCGACACACAAGAAAUGGCAGAUAUCUCCACAGAGUCCAAAGAGAAUGAAACGAUAGAGAGAAAGGAAACACUAAAGGAGGCUGAGACCCUCCAGGUUCUGAAGAACCUCAGCAGGGAUCUCCAGGCCAUCCACCGCCAUGUUGUCCAGCAGCUGAAGGGAAGUCCCAGCUCAGAGGACUGGAUCCAGAUCGGCCUUGUCAUCGACCGCCUGCUGUUCAUCUUUUACAUCUUCUUCAUGUCAGUCAGCUUCGUUUCCAUCAUCAUUAUCUGGGUCGCCUCAUAUUACUCUGCAUAACUUCUGGUUCGUUUUACUGCAGUUUUAUUUAGAAUUUAAUAUGUUCUAUUAAAUCACAGAUGUUACUUACUUCAGAAUAUAACUACUUCAAGUUAAAAUCAAAUCAAUCAAUCAUUGACUUACACAACCCAACUGCCAUCUUCUGUUUCUUGCAACGUCAAAAAUAUGAAUGUCCUUGUUAUCAAAUGUUUUUCUCAUGAUGUAUUUUCAAGGCAUGCUCUAUCACUGCAACAUAUUAGAUUGUGUGAAACUAAAUUUAAUUAUAUACAUUAAAAACAUUUAAUUCAAGUUGUAGUUUACUUAUCACUUUUAGAUUAUAAUGUUAUAAUGUCCUAAUGUUCCAUAAAGGAUGGCAUGUAAUUACCAAAUUGUAAAGUUAGUGACAUUCAGUUUGAAUCUCAGGAUGAAAUGAAUCAAUAUAUAAUAAAGUAUACCCAAGAGAAAAGACUCAUGCUAACAUGAAUUAAAAAUAAAUACAAAACAUUUGACAGAAGUCAAUAUAAAAUUAAAUAAAAAGUUUCCUAUCAACUUCAACCCACUCUGAGACAGUCAAAGAAAAUGAUCGGCACAUCUGAGAACCCACAAAGAAACCCCGAGGCUACAGCAU